AUAUGAAACAAUACGUGCAAUGCUGACGGCUUAACACGAAAUCCGAAUAAGUUCCAAUUGUUCAAUUUUAAGUGUGCGUAUAUUUAUUCAGUUGUAUGCUUGCGUACAAAUGCUUGCCAUAUAAAGUAGCAUCUUAUUUGGACUGGUGAUUAGUAUAACAAUAAUUACCUGUGAAAACGUAUUGGUUUAAACACAAAAUAUGAAAAUAAUUGCGUUAUUUAUUUUCAUUGCGGUUUUAAGCGCUCAAUUAUGUAUUUCACAUCCAACCGCCGAUAGUGCCCUUACAAAGGCCGCUACCGACGCAGGUACAACUGCUCUCGAUGCUAUGAAAGAAAAAAAUCCUCUAGAAGGUAUUUCUAAUUCAACCAAUAUAAUAAAAGAAGGAACGAUAUUUAUUACAACCGUAAUAUCUGCAGCUCAACAUUUUAUGAAAAACGUGAUAAAACAAUUCAAUCCUAACUCAACCAUACCUGGCUUGGAUAAUUUACCACAAAUUAGUAGUUUAAUGAAUCCCGCUGAGAUGGCAGGCAAAGGAAAAGAUGUAAUGGAUAAUUUUAUGAAAAUGUUAAGUGCUUCGCCUCUUUCUGGCGCAGACUCACUUUUAAAAGCACCCGAUGCUGCAGCAGCCAGCGAUAAAGCUACAAAAUUACCAAGUAAGGCGGCUGAUGGUAAAAAUCCAAUAGAAUCUGCAAUGAAUACAGGCUCAAAUUUAAUGGGCGAUUUAUUUAAAUUCGGUAAAUAAUACGCAUUUAUAUGCGUUAACACCAACAUUUCUAUUGUAUUACUUUAUAUGUAUAUAUAAUCAUAUAUAAUAAAAUUUGUAUUCAUAGUUUAUCAUUUGGAACAGAUAAAAAUUAAUAUAAA
Molecule: messenger RNA, 864 nt
Organism: Nymphalis io (European peacock)
Lineage: Eukaryota; Metazoa; Arthropoda; Insecta; Lepidoptera; Nymphalidae
Exons: 10
Coding region: 200-742 (180 amino acids)
Source: RefSeq, a predicted model, not a curated record